This is a messenger RNA of Myzus persicae (green peach aphid), 3213 nucleotides long. RefSeq lists its product as uncharacterized. The record is from RefSeq and is a predicted model, not a curated record. The transcript is spliced from 2 exons. The coding region runs from base 769 to 1440 and encodes 223 amino acids. Lineage: Eukaryota; Metazoa; Arthropoda; Insecta; Hemiptera; Aphididae.
ACGGCCUACGCGAGCGCGGACCGUGUUGUUGUUAUUGUACGACUAUCGCGGUGGUGCCGCUUCCCGCAGUCGUUCUCGAAUUUCCAUCCGUUGCGUUUUUGCCAGUGGCGACGCGCCCCGUCCGCAUCGCAUUGUGUCUAUUGUUUAUUCGUUAUUAAAUUAUUAUUUGUAUCGUUUCCGCCGUCCACUGAAGACGGCCGAGACGACAUUUGUAUAUUUUUGCACGUAGGCAUUCACGAAACUAGCGCGCGUUUGUCGACGGAGAAUCUAUACGUAAAUAAUUAUAUUAUUAUAAACAUUAUUAUUAUUGGAUUAUUAUUAAUUGGGCGUCGUCGGCACUAUAAUAUAUUGUUAUAACACCGACUGCGUACCGUCGCCUAUCAAUUAUUGUUGUGACAUCGCUAUUGCUGUUCCGGCGAUAUUCUUUCUUUCGUCCCGAGUGCGACAGAGAAACGGAAGAAAAUACAUUGUUCGCCCGCAGUGCGGUACCGUAUAAUAAAUAUUGUACUAUAUUAAUAUCAUCACAGUAACAGUGCGUUCGUGCGUCGUUGUUCGGUUCCAUUCGAUUUCGCCAGCUUCUCGCGAGCACACCCGCUCGCAGAACCCACACGCCAGGCCGCGGCUCGUGCUGCCCAUACGUGCUGUGCGUGCGUGCGUGGCGGACGCCAUCCAGAUCGCGGGCCAGAGAUUUUGCCGCCGACGUCGCUACAAGAGACGGCGACGACGUUCGCCGCCGAUAGGUUGACAUUGCUCAUUAAGUAUUAUUUAAUGCAAAUCAUAAACAUGUACAAACCAAUUCGUCCAAGGAGAAACAGCUUACCAAGCAAUGUGCAUAGAAGUAAAACAAAAAAUGUACCUAAAGCAGAGUUCAGUCCAACUAAAAAUUCUAAAGUGAUUCAUGAAUCAAAGAAACCCAAAUCAAAAACGCCUAAUUGCGUUAAACAGCUAAAUUAUAAUGAAUCAAAUACAAUGAAUGUUAGGAAAUUUAUGGAUCAUAGUUUGUCAGACGGAGAUGAAAUAAUGGAUGAUAAAACAAAUUUUCAUAAAGUAGCUAAAACUAACCAAAUAAUAAAAGAUAGAAGACCUCAACUGUUAUGCUCACAGCCUAUUGACACUCCAACUAAAUAUCUACCAGAAGUGCCAUUAAAUCAUACUCCCCCAUCUUACGAAUCCCCACAUAAAUAUGGUCCUUACAAGAAAUUUAAAGAAGAUGAUUUAGAGCAAUUGGUUAUUGAAAAAUAUGCCCUGCUCAAACAACUUAUGAACAUCGAUGAACGAUGCAGCUCACCUUAUGGUGAUAACUUUUAUGCUGGUGCCAAAUUCAAUAAUUGUCCGUCUCCUGGAGAUUUGCCAUUGCCACCAAUGCAAUGGCUUAACUCUUGUCAAGCACAAGCAAAAUCCAUGCAAAAAUCACCUCUUAUCUUCAACAUAACUAUCUAAGAUAUUCUUCAAAAUUUACAUUUUGACAAAUGUUUUUUUUUUUAUUAUUAUUAUUAUUUGAUUUUACAUAAUAACGCUUAUUGUGAUUUUUUAUCACUAUAGUGUAUUCCCCUCCACCUUACUACCUAUAAAUUUAAAGUAUAAUUGUAUGUAACCCCCUUACCCUUAUUCAUGAUGAAGUUGUCUUUUAAAUAUUUUCAACAUUUUAGUUAAAUUUUAUAUAUUAUUAUGUGUUAAUAACUUUUAUUUUAUCUUAUAUUAUCAGUCUCUUUUUCUUAACUAAAUUUUUUAAACUUAAGUAUCAUAAUUAUUUAAAUGUAAAUGUUGUUUUUUAAUUAUUUAAUUUUUUUUUUUAUUGUUUUUGUGGCAAAACUCAUCAUGGACUGAUUGUUGCAUCAGUAUCUAGUCACUUGUUUAUGUGAACUACAAGUUAAUGCAAUACAAAUAUUAGUACAUAGAUAGUUAUGAAAAUUAUUAUUUUAAACUGCUAUAAUAUAAUUGAAUUGAAUUGCUGAUUGGUUGUAAUAUUUAUAAAAAUCAAAUCUAUGAUUAAUAAGACAAUUUUUAUAUAUAUACCUAGUUGUAUUAUCAAUCAAUAUGUUAUGUCAGCAAAACCCGCCCCACCCAAUAAUUACAUUUAAAAAAAAUUAUGUUAAGAAAAAAUUAUUCACUCGUAAUGUGAUAUUUGUGAUAAUAAUAAAAUCAGCGAUUCAAUUUUUAUUUUUGUCAGUAAUUGGUAAAAUUUGUAUUUGAAUUAAAAGCUAUGAAAUGAGGAGAAAAUAUAUUCAUACAUCAAUUCAAUCAGAUGUAUGAGGAACUUGUCAUCGUUCCUUUAAAAGUUACCUUUUUAUUUAAUAUUUAUUCAUAUUUUAAUUUAACUAUCAAUUUUCUAAAUAACGAACAUAAGCAAGCAAAAAAAAAGUUAAAAUAAAUGUUACUUCAAAUACACUUUUUACCCUUCUCUGAUAUUAUUUAAGUGCAAUUGUGAUACGGAACAAUAUUAUUUUUUUUAAGGUUUACUUACCAUAAUUAUAUUAAAUAUAGUAAGGUCUUAUAUGUGUUGUAUCUUGUGAAUGUUGUAACUUUUGAAAAGAUUAAAUUAAUGUAUAAUUGUUUAAUAGAUAGAUUGUUUAAAAAAAAUGCGAAUGAAUUUCAAUUACAUGUCAACCUCUCUUAAGUGUUAAAUUAGUAUUGUAGUUCUAUAUCACAGAUUAUUGUUUACUAAUUGUCUAUUAAAAACUAACUAUUCCACCGACUGUUUCAAGUAGAAUAGAUUUAGUGUAUUUAUGUGUUUUAGGGUUGGUAUGCAUUUCAUAUCAAAGAUCUUAAUACAAUCAAGAAUGUAAAUUGCUAUAAGUGAUGACUUUUAAAAAAAAAGAAUGUAAAACAGCAAUAUGUUUUUAUAUUGUUAAAAAUACGUGCAUUUGUCUAGUACUGUAUAAUAUGUUGUCACUUAUGCAAUAUGAAUUUUUGGCAUAGAUUUUUGCUAUACAUAAUAUUGACAUACAAAGUGUGAUUGAAAAAUGGGCACAAACUAUAUCUCAUUGAACUUCAUAUGUUGCGCAUUAGGCAUUAAUCAGUUAAGGUAGAUCGAUAACGAAUAAUUCUUCAAUUUAGUUUUAAGGAACACAGUAUGUGUCUGUUUUAGUGGCUAUCCUAUUAUUGUUGAUAUUAUACAUAUAAGGAAUGUGGCCAUUGGUGUGAUAUUACUGUGUUAUUUUUUUAUGAUAAAUUAUUUUAUUAUUGUUUAAAAAUAUAUGUUAAGAAUAUUAA